Molecule: messenger RNA, 1167 nt
Organism: Aspergillus costaricaensis CBS 115574
Lineage: Eukaryota; Fungi; Ascomycota; Eurotiomycetes; Eurotiales; Aspergillaceae
Product: adenosine deaminase family protein
Exons: 2
Coding region: 1-1167 (388 amino acids)
Biological process (GO): adenine catabolic process; hypoxanthine salvage; purine ribonucleoside monophosphate biosynthetic process
Cellular component (GO): cytosol
Molecular function (GO): adenine deaminase activity
Source: RefSeq, a predicted model, not a curated record
AUGGCCUCAAACACAUCUAUUCUAUCAAACCAAACUCUGCGAGAAUAUCGAAGCGCAAUCCACCAGCACAAUGACAAGUUUAUCAAAGACAUGCCUAAAGUCGAAAUGCAUGUCCAUAUCGAGGGCACAAUGACACCCGAACUCCGGUGGGAGCUCGCGCAACGGCGCGGAGAGUCAGUUCUCAAUAUCAAUACCCAGCAGCCUUGCGAGAGUCUAUCGGAGCUAAAGGGUAUGUAUGAGCUCCUCAAUGACCUGGAUGCAGGGGGUGUAAAUGGCGGAAUGCAGCGAUUCUUUGAACUGUAUUACGGUGGUUUCAGUGUCCUCCAGGAUGGAGAGGACUUUUAUCGUCUGGCAAUGAAUUACUUCAGGCAGGCUGCUUCCAUGAAUGUUCGGUAUUGUGAGCCGUUUUUUGACCCGCAGGGUCAUACGCGAAGAGGUGUUCCUUUUAGGAAGAUGAUGGAUGGGUUUAAGAGGGCUCAGAGUGAGGCUGUUCGGGAUCUUGGGGUCCACUCCCAGUGGAUAAUGUGCAUGUUACGAGACAUGUCCCCGGAAUCUGCUAUGGAGCAUUAUCUCCAGGCACUACCAUAUCGAGACAUGAUUGUGGGAAUCGGAUUGGACUCUUUAGAGGUGGACCGUCCGCCAUUGCUCUUUGAAGACGUUUUUCUCCGCGCUCGCAAAGAUGGUUUCAAAAUUACCUGCCAUUGCGACGUCGGCGAUAAGGAUACAAUGAGGAACAUUGGCCAAGUGGUUGACCAGCUGGGAGGAAGCGGAGCGGACAGGAUUGAUCAUGGGUUACAUGCCGCCGACGAUUCAUUUCUUCUUCAGAGGGUCAAAGAAAAGGACCUUGGAAUGACGAUUUGUCCGUGGGGUUAUCUGUGCUACUCUGGAGAGGCUCAGAUUAUUGAUCGGGUUCGCAAGUUGUUCAACGCUGGCAUCAGAAUAGCCAUUGGCAGUGAUGACCCGUCAUAUAUGGAGGAUAUUUGGCUGAACAACAGUCUUUACCUGCUUCGUGUACUGGGCAAUUUCACUGAUGCCGAGUUCGUCCAGCUACAACGGAAUGCCGUUGAUAUGUGUUGGGCCUCUGAUGAUAUUAAAGCAUCAAUCCUGAAGGAACUUGGGGGGUUUGAGAUGAAGGAAGAGGCAAAACAUGGCAGCCAUGCGGUUUAG